Messenger RNA from Parasteatoda tepidariorum (common house spider), 2285 nucleotides. RefSeq lists its product as uncharacterized. The record is from RefSeq and is a predicted model, not a curated record. Gene Ontology annotation, cellular component: nucleus. NCBI's taxonomy places the organism in Eukaryota, Metazoa, Arthropoda, Arachnida, Araneae, Theridiidae. Gene Ontology annotation, biological process: regulation of transcription by RNA polymerase II. Gene Ontology annotation, molecular function: sequence-specific double-stranded DNA binding; DNA-binding transcription factor activity, RNA polymerase II-specific.
UCGAAUGAGUGAAACGACCCGUAAGAAAAAUAGAAGACCAAUUCUCAAGUGGGCUGGUUUAGCGAUACGUUGCGUCAUUAAACUCCGCCCCUUCAAACCCCACCCACUUCCGGUGAUGUUGCAAAAGUCAAAACGCGAUCAGAAUGUUCGGACAGUAGUCGAAACGAGCUGUUGGUGUCAGCAAUAUAUCAAACGAACAUAAAAGUUGCCGAAAACCACGUGUGGAUUUGUGUUGUUUGAAAAGAUAAUAAAAAUAAACAUCUUAAUUUGGAAACUUUAUUCUAAUAACUUUAAGGGGCUUAGAUUUUAAUCUAAAUUAUUAUCAAACAAAAGAUUUUUCAUAAAAAAAUGGCAUCUAUUAUUAAAUUUUCCAUAUUCUCGAAUACAUUUUUCUGCGACAUGGAUAUUUAAAUAGACUUUUGACGAACCGGUUGUUCUUGAAUUUGCAAAAGUUUUCAAUAAACAACUAAUUUACAAUAUCAAAAAUUUUUCUAUAUAGUUCACCACGCUUAAAAAUCCUUCCCAUACAAAUCAUUGUCUCACAGAUUACUGUGAAAUGCAUCAAUAAGGAUUUCACUUACCGCUUGUAAUCUCUAAAACUAUCAUAAAACAAUUUUCGGUGUUAUUUCCGCUUGUCCUUGAUGGAGCAACUAACGGAAUUUGUUUCUAAGUCUUUUAACCCAGACAGACCUUUAUCAGCAUCAGUGAGUAGUUUUCCCCACCUAUUAGCCAGUCGACCAGGAGGUCCACGUUCUUUACAUAGUGUAGUAGACAGACUUUCAGCCCCACAUAUGUUUCCAGGUCUAGCCCUUGCUCAUUCAGCAAUGGGGCUAAGUUUGUCUCAGGGGCCGCCACUGCUUUUACCACCACCUCGGCCCGCAAGCGGGGGUACGUCCUCCCCAUCCAGUGUGCUAACUGACAAAGAAGAUCGUGCAAGAGAAGAAGACAGCAAUGACAGGCACGUUGCUUCUUCACCCAUUGCUUCAGUUUCCACUACAACAGAACCAGAAUCUCCAGCAGAAGUAAAAGUCGAAAAUCACCAUAACCACCACCAGCCACAUCAUCACCACGACUCUGUACCCAACCUAGAACAUGGAACAACGAAUACCAAUGGUUCAAGUAGCACCGAAAGACUAGACGAUUCUUCUAGAUUAGACGAUGACGACACGAAGAAGAGAGACAGCAGUCCAUCGUCUAACCCCGGAACUCAAACGUCUCUCGAUCAACCGGGUGGGCAUAAGGUGAAACAGCGUCGAUCUAGGACAAACUUCACUUUAGAACAAUUAAAUGAACUGGAGAGACUGUUUGAUGAGACCCAUUAUCCUGAUGCUUUUAUGAGGGAAGAACUUUCUCAAAGGUUGGGAUUGUCUGAAGCUAGAGUACAGGUUUGGUUCCAGAACAGAAGAGCGAAGUGUCGGAAGCAUGAAAGUCAAAUGCAAAAGAUUGGACCAAAUUCUCUAUCCUCUGACUUGAUGAUGGCAACGAGUACUCCCAUAGAGUCUUCUAGAAUAGCCCCCUACAUAAAUGUCUCCAGUGCAAUGGCACGAUUGCCGCAAGAACGUUAUUUGGUGCCAGGUGCCCACUAUCUACCCUACGCAGACCCUGCUUUCAUUGCAGCAGCCCAGCAUUACGCAGCAGCAGCGGCAGCCGCUGCAGUAGCAAACACAACCACGAGUGGGGCUACCACGGGUGGAGCUGCACCAACUGCACCACCGCCUCACCAUAGUUUCUUAUUCUACCCGACCCCUACUCAUCCGUUCAGUUUAUCUGCAUUGAUGGCUGCUGAAAGACUUAAUAAUAAAAAUUCAAGCAUUGCUGAUUUGAGACUGAAAGCACAAAAGCAUGCAGCAGCACUGGGACUUUAAUGCUACCUGGAAUUUUUAAUGGGGCGAAAAAUCAAACAAUUUCGUUAAAAGGGAUGUUGGAGAUAUCAAUGAUGUAGUUCAAUGAUGAACACAUGAACUUAAUCAAAAUGCACAAACGGGAUGUUUCGAACAAAAGUGCUGAAACGAUGUUCUGAAAGACUUGUGUGUUUGUGACCAAGCAAUAUGUGACUGAUAGCAAGGCUAACAGGAAAAUUGCUGUUCUUAGAUUUGAUGAAAAUACUUGCUCUUAUGCUUAUUUGGUUCCUGGACAGAUAAAUGAAAAUAUUUUCUCAGUGAUUCUGGAUUUAAAGUAUAGUUGUCGAUAAUUUAAAAAAUGUAAAUGUUUUAGUACGACUUGGCACAGAUAAUGAAGAGUUCAGCAUUAUUAUGUUAGCAGAUUAUAAUUAUGUUACUUUUAAG